Messenger RNA from Stomoxys calcitrans (stable fly), 8505 nucleotides. RefSeq lists its product as uncharacterized. NCBI's taxonomy places the organism in Eukaryota, Metazoa, Arthropoda, Insecta, Diptera, Muscidae. Gene Ontology annotation, molecular function: DNA-binding transcription factor activity, RNA polymerase II-specific; RNA polymerase II cis-regulatory region sequence-specific DNA binding; transcription factor binding. The transcript is spliced from 12 exons. Gene Ontology annotation, cellular component: transcription regulator complex. Bases 1064 to 5476 code for a protein of 1470 amino acids. Gene Ontology annotation, biological process: regulation of transcription by RNA polymerase II. The record is from RefSeq and is a predicted model, not a curated record.
GUCAACUGAGUGAGAUUUCGAAAUCAAAUUAAUAAAAUUUUUAUAGUUUAAAUGCAAAAUUCCUAAACAAAUUACCCACAAAAGUGCUGGGCAAUGUGUAAACUUGUUGUAAAAUAUGAAAUUGCCUAAAACAGAUGGUGAAAAAAGCAAAAAUAGACUAUUGCUGCCGUCAACGUCAGACAGCAACAGCCGUAGGCUGCAGUGAAAAAGUAAAAAAGGCGAGAAAGCAGCAACUAGUGAUGAAUAAAUAAAAUCAAACAAAUGAAAAAACAAUCACGACAAACACAAAAUAAACAAAAACACACCACAAAAAUUAUUUGUUAAGCUGUUUAUAAACUUUUACAACAACAUAAAAAUACGGGGAAAACGCGUUUGUUUUUCUCAUAAUCCCUACGUUGUUUUGGGGCGGCGUUAAACCGUGUUUGUUUUUCUCCAUGGGCCUUUAAAAGAAAGGCCACAGAGACUGUGACAACAACUUUUUUUGUUGGAAUUGAGUAUAGUUUCAAUUGGGUUUAGAUUUUUUCAAUACUUCUGUGACAAUUAAAUGCGAGAGUUGAGUUUGUAUGCAAACAGCUUGUAAACGGUAAACUGUGCAAAAAUAAAAAAAAAACGAACAAGAUUCCGCAAGCAAGCAACAGUUUAUUUGCUCGUGUUAGUGUAAAUGUGUGUUUGUGCUUCAUCCAUGAGAUACUUUGCUGCUGUUGCCGUUAAUGCUUCUUCUUGUUUGAAUUUUGUCGAAUUUCAUUUCAUCUAAAUAUAGAAUACAUAUAGAAUAAAAGUUUCGUGCCGUCUCCUUUCGUUAAUUUUGUAAAUUUGCAUUUUUCGCUGCUAUUGCUGGCAGCUCAAAAGAAAAAUUAAAACAAAAAACGUCGUAUAGGAAAAAGAGAUUUCUUUCUUUUUGUUACAUGGCAAAUAGCAGACAAGCAAGAAAAUAAUUACAAAAAAUAUAUAAUAUUUAAUAAAAGUUUGAAUACGAAAAAAACAUUGUGAAAGUGCAUUGCAUCUUGCUAGUGCUUUUCAUACCUCUUUGCUUUGCACAAAGUGUGGUCCAAAAAUUUUCAAUAUGCUUUUGAAAUUUACAAAAACCAGUGGAGCUGGAGCUGGUUCCAGUUCAUCCACAACAUCCGUCAUGGCUGGAACUUAUAUAGCAAGAGGAACAGGUAUGCGUACCGCCAUGUCCACUAUGUCUACAAUGAACCCGCGUAUACACCGCAAAGGUUUUCGGACGCCCUCAAAAAGGCAUCCAGGAAAAGCAUUUCCUGGCAAAUUACACUCAGUCUCCAGGAUUGGUCCUGGCAAAUUAGUGCCUGGUAAAAGAUUUCCACCCAGACCACACCCACCGCCCUGUGAUAAUUCCAAUGAUAGUGGUUUUGGUUUCGACCAACAUGUUGAGAUUCAACACACACAACAACAGCAGCAGCAACAACAACAACUUCAGCCACAACAGCAACCACAAAUACAAGCAAAUAGCCCUAAUUCAAGUACAAAUUUAAGCAGUAAUAUAAGUGCAUCAUCCCAGACUAGCAUCCAACAGCAGCAACAACAACAACAACAUCAUCAGCAACAAAAUGUCACAACAAACCUCAACAGUAGUCCCAAUAAUAAUUCUUUAAGUUCAUCUUCUUCGUCGUCGUCGUCUUCAUCAUCAUCAUCAUCAUCGUCGUCGUCGUCCAACUCCUCCAACUCUUCCUCAUCGUCCUCAUCGUGCACUACAAAUUUACAAAAUUCACCACAACAGCAGCAACAUAUGAUACGAGCCAUACCUGCCUCAAGAUCGAGACCGGCCAAAAAAUUGCCCUUUCUCAGCGAUGACAACGACGAGGAGAACAGCGAAACUGAAGAUGAAGAUUUCUGCACUGAUGACUCCGAUGACUAUGGCAUUGGCGGCAUUGGAGGUCGUGGCCGUGGAAAACCACGACGCACUUUUGCCGCAUCCUCCUGCUCUAAUCAAGAACUGAUCCAACAGCGACAACAACAGCACCACAUGCAUGUUCCAUCCUCAAUGGGAAAGGGUUUUCAUCAUCAUAUCAAUCUUCAUAAUCACCAUCAUCAUAACCAUCAUGGCAUGCAUGGCAUAAAACGUAAGAAAAUCGAGACCAUACCACCCGUAGAUCUGGACAAUGAUGAUGCUUGCAGUGAAGAUGCCUUCAUACGUAAAAUUGCCAGUGCCUCCAGUAGUAGCUCGGUAAUGCCGCCAGUGGAGACAAUUACAACAACGGUACCGCCGGUAGUAGUGUCCAAGGGCCGAGCAAUGGCCUCUUCCUCGCCCUCUUCGUCCGGCACCAUAGGCGUUGCAACAAAAUUCAUUGCCAACAGUUCGCGGGGCAUGACCCGAGUAGCCCACAAACGUCAACCUGCCACACCACCCAAUAGUGUGGCUACAUCAUCCAAUGGUCGAGUACAAUUGGAAAUUGUCUCACAGCCUGAGCAGCAACACAGAGCGAGAUAUCAAACAGAAGGCAGCCGUGGUGCAGUUAAGGAUCGCAGUGGCAAUGGCUUCCCCAUUGUCCGUUUGGGUGGUUACAAUAAACCUACCACGUUACAAGUAUUCAUCGGCACUGACAUUGGACGUGUCGCGCCCCAUAUGUUCUAUCAGGCCUGCAAAGUAGCCGGAAAGAAUUCCACACAAUGCAACGAGAAGAAAGUCGAUGGCACUGUGGUCAUUGAGAUUGAUUUUAAACCAGAGCAAGAUAUGACUAUCACCUGUGAUUGCGUUGGCAUACUAAAGGAACGCAAUGUUGAUGUUGAACAUCGUUUUCCCGAACAUCUUGCCCAAAAGAAUAAAAAAAAAUCAACUCGCUGCCGCAUGGUGUUUCGCACCCAGUUAACUCACGACGAUGGCACCGUGGAAACUCUACAAGUCUGUUCAAAUCCCAUUAUAUGCACCCAACCACCAGGUGUUCCAGAGAUCUGUAAGAAAUCCCUUAACUCUUGCCCCGUCGAUGGUGGUCUCGAAUUGUUCAUAAUUGGCAAGAAUUUCCUCAAGGAUACCCAUGUAAUAUUUCAAGAGACUUAUGAAACCAACAUGCCAGCCGUCGAUGACACCAGUCCCGACUUGAAUGGCAUACACCAUCAGAAACAAAUGAUAGGGGCUCUAUGGGAACAAACCGUUAUACCCGAUAAGGAGUAUCUACAACAAACUCAUUUAAUUUGUACUGUUCCACCGUAUAUACAUCAGAAUAUUAUGAAACCUGUAACCGUGCAAUUGGCGAUUAUUUCGAGUGGCAAAAAAAGCGAGUCCCAUUCAUUUGUUUAUACGCCAAAGGGCACCUAUACACCGCUGGCAGCGGCCACCACCCUAAGCGUUGCGUCGUCCCACCACCAUGCACUGCAUAAUCACAGCAACAACAAUGGCAACGGUGGAGGCGCCGGUAGCAGUAACAAUACAAACGUUGGAAUUGGAGUAGUGACUGGCAACAACAAUGGCAGCGGCAGCAGCUUAUCAUCGACUCAAGAUGGACCCACAUUUAUGGAUACCACUCCGGCAGCUGGUUCGGUGGCAGCUGCCGCCAAUAGUCUUUGGCCCUCGGCUACAUCAGUGGUGGCGGAAACCAAACAUGAAAUCGAUGCAGAUAUGAUGCCUCCACCUAUUACCACUCAAAUGCCUAUGGUGGUACGCCGACCCUCUUUGAAUAAUAAUCAGGCUCUGAUCACAGAUCAACAGUUGGCUCAUUUAAAUGCCGUGGCAGCAGCGGGGGCUUUGAAAACAGAACUCUUAGAUGAAUCCUCACAGAACUCCAUAGCCGAGGCCAUCAGCUCACCUGAGACGGUAGUGGCUUGUGCAGCUGCUGCAGCGGCCGCUGUAGCUGCUGCUGGAGCAGCUGGUGUGGUCAGCGAUGCGGGAGGACCUCAAAGUCCCACAGCUCUGCAAUUUCACAAUCGUUAUGGGCGCAAAGGCAGCAUGGAUGCCAUGAUGUUUGACAACAACAGUAUGACCGGCUUCCCUGUGGCCGCAGCUCCCCCCACCACUACGCCCAUGGAAGUUGCUGCUGUGGCCGCAGCCGUAGAACUGGCAGUGAAAAAUGAAAUUGCCAAAGCUGUCUCCGUGGCCAAGGUUGAUAAGUUCAUAACAGAUUUGGCCAAGUCCACCAAUGUUAAUGAUACUACCGAUACCGUGAACGGACCAACUACUCUAUUUGAUGUUCCCAAUACCACCACCGCCAUUGAUAAUGCUCUAACCGAUAUCUUGCAACAGGCAGCUGUGACCAACACUCAACCCGCUGCCACUACUGCGGCCGCCGCGGCUGCAGCAGCAGCUGCUGCUGUUGUCCUGGAACGUAGUCUUUCCAAUACAUCAGGCUCCACUUCCUCCAAUUCCGGUUCACCAUUGUCAGGCAAUUCACCCGUUAACUCCCUGACCAGUCACAAUUCCCCCAUUACCCAAGACAUCAUUUUGAAUUCCGAACCAUCGGUAGCUUUGACAGCAGCUUUGCCACAGCUUAUGACCGGCUCAGGGGCUCCAUCUAAUGUAAGCGUUGUCAGCCCCGACGUUGCGGUGGCCAAUGUGGCUGCCGCCGCUGCUGCUGCCUCUGGCCUUUCCACCGAUAUCAUUAUGAAUCCUUCGGUUUCACCCUCAACCAUAUUGUGCUCGGAUAAUGGGGCUGCCACUGCAGUGGUGCCCAACAUUAUGGCUCCCCAUCAAGUGACCAUGGCUAAUUCCAUACUCAAUGAUAUUGCCAUGCAGCCACAGCCCACACAGCAAGAUGCUGCAGUGGCCGCUUUGGCUCUCAGCAACAUAAUGAUGACACCGCCCAGUGAUAGUGGCACGGUGUCGGUGACACCCACACCCACCUCUCUACAACCCGAGGUGACUUCGGCCACAUCGACAGCUGUUAGUAAUAUGAUAAUAAAAGCAGCAGCCGAUUUCAUUUCCAACCAGGAACAACAAACCCAGCAUCACCAUCAACAACAGCAGCAGCAUCAACAUCAACAUCAGCAUCAGCACCAACAUCAAUUGCAACAUCAACGCUCUCAUCAUCGCCGUACAACUCAACAUUCAUCGCAAACUUCGCCGCAACAAAUGAUGGCUGGCCAAGCCGUGGGUGCCGAUCCUAUGAACCCUCUCAAUUUGUUAUUGAAUCAUGCCGAUGUAGUGGCGCCCAGCGGCCAGGCCAAUGUUAAUGCUGCCACUACGGUGGCUGAAACGGUGCCACCACAAUUCCCAUUGGCUAUUGCCACUCCCCCUCAAGAAUCUCUGAUCGUUGCCUUGGCUACUGAGAAUGCCAUGCAGACAUCUGUAACAGCGGCAGCUAUAACCACAAAUGGGGCAGUGGUCACUCAAGAAACAGCAGCACCAGCAUCAUCACCCAAUUUACAUCCGGCCACAGCAGCUGCUGUGGGAGCUGUAGCAGCAGUGGCGGCAGCAGCUGCUGCUGGGGCGGCAGUACCUUUGGCACCCAUACCGCAAGAACUGACGGCAAUGUCCGAUCAAGAUUUACUCAGCUAUAUAAAUCCCAGUACAUUCGAUCAAGUUUGAACUUACGCCCAGCAUCAACAAAACUGAUUCAAGUGGACCAAUAUGAAAUAAUGAAAUUUUAUAAUAUUUAUGUUCUGACAAUUUUGUGUGUCUCUAUGUUGAGGUAUUUGAAGGAAGACAAGAAAUCCUAAGAUUUAAAGUUUCCUUUUCAACAGAAAAAUUUGAAAACUAAAAAUGGAAAAUAUAUUUGAUGUACAAAACAGAACUAAACAAAAAAGCGGGAUCAUUAUUAAAGUCAAUGUGUUUAUAUAUUGAUUGAUGUUUUAUUAUUAUUAUUAAAACUAUACUAUUGCUAUUAUUAUCUUAUACAUAUAUACAUAUUGAAGAUUAUUGUUAAGUAUAUAUAUAUAAACAUAUUAUAAAUAUUUUAUAUACAUUUAUGGUUAUACAAUAUUCAUACACAUUUACAUAUAAAAAGAAAACGGAAAAAAUCUAUUUAAAUUAAUACGUUAUACGUUAUACAGUGUUAAUCAUUUGCUGUAAUAUUGUGAACAUGUUUUAAGUCAAAUUAUUAUCUCAUGUAUAUGUUACAAUAACAAAAUCAACAAUUAUAAAUGACUGCCAUACAAACAAAAAUAACACGCAAACCCACACUAUUUUUUACAAAAACAACAACUACAAAAUGAAAAUUAAAAAACAUAAAAAAAGAAAAAUAUCAUAAUAAGCAAAAUAAAUUAUCUUAGAAAAAAAGAAAAAAAAUAUAUUUCCUUUUUUUUACAAAAAAAUUAAAAAAAAAAACUCAAAAAUCGAACAGAAAAAGCUUUAAAGCAUACAUGUCACGUAUAAAAAAAUAUUUUUUAUGGAUUUUUGUACAAAAUUUGAAGCUAGAACACUUGAGUACGAAUAUUAAGGCUUCAAAAGCGCUCGAAAUUUAAUUUAUUUUUUAUUAUAAGAUAAAAAAAGAAAACAAAAAAGUUAGCAUCAAAGUUGAUAACAACGCUUCUUGUUUUUGUUUAAUAAUUUUUCGUUUUUGCUUUUUUUUAAAGUUUUCGAAAACUAUUUUAAUGUUUUAAUGUUUAUAAAACAAAUAUCUUCAUGUCCUAAAUGUUGUUGAUUCGCCUCUUAUAUACACUCAUAUGCUGAUUAUCAUUAUCAUUAUUGUCAUUGUAUGUGAAAUGUAAAAAUGUUAUGAGCCUAAAACUAUGCUAACAAUUUUGAGUUUAAAACUUUUCUUUUACCCACAGCCCCAUUGAAUGACAAUAGCGACAUUGACAUAUGACAAUUCUUAUGAACUUGAAAAUAGAGUUGAUGAAUGUAAGACAUAUGGACUAUACACACGGAUACACGUAUAUAUGAUGUUGUUGUUGUAGCAGUGUGUUCUACACUGAGGCCAACCAAGUGUUUCAACAUCAAAUUGAAGAUUUGUUUCGACAUUAUGACGUGUAUCGGCUUAGGUUAUAGUAACAGCCUGAAAUUGAAAACUUUUGACCAUGGUAAUUCCACAAGAGCAAUAUUAGCCUCUGGUGUUAAUCGCAUCCAUACACUGGUAAUCCCAGUUUGCUAGCAACUCAGCUACCAGGUCGCUUAAGCCUUAGGUGACUUGUACUAGUCCAUCGUCCAUCAAAAGGCUAUCUAUUAUUAAAGGGAAAACCCUUUUCCUUGCUGUCACAUAUGGCAGUACAUUCGAACAUGUCGCCCCUAUCUGGGGAACCCACAGAAAUCCUUGUUAACCACUUCCAAAGCCAAAAAAAAAAAAACAAAUAUUGUUGCUGUUAACACAUUUUCAUGAAGAGGUGGCGAUUCUCGUCAAGCUCCUGUAGCUGAGCAAGCUCGCUCCGGUCCAAAGGACCGAUCGCCGCGGGAACAGAGUGACCAUUGGAUUAUUUAAAUGCGCCAAUAACUCGCCUUGUCAUAUCGAGCAUCGUAGGCAUUCAGUAUAUGUGCAAGAGCCGGUGCCACCCGACCUCUCACUGAGACUGUCCGCUCGAUACCGCUGAUUGUGCGCGACUGCAGUUACAGCUUCUCCGGAUGAAGUAAUAGCUAAAAGACUACCAAUGAGUGCUACUCGAUUCGAACCAGGUUGACGCAAAGUGACACCGCUUUGGCUAGGAACUUGAUAAGCCGGUCUUGGCUAAGAACUCCAUAAGCCGAUCUGCGACAAAUAAUCCAGCAUCAGUGCGGUCGCCAAACAUGGGUGAAUUAUGGGUUUAGGUGGAACGGUCAGUAUUGGCAACUGUGACCCCAAAGCGAGAAAGAGAUGGUAGUGAGAGAAGAUAUAAGAAACAAGUGUGAGUUCCCAGAUCACACCUUAAAACGAGAUAGGAAUAAAUGUAAGAAGAAGGUGGGGAGACAGCACCUGUCGGACAACAAUCAUAGUGAAGAUGACAAUUUUACUGUAUGAUCACACAACUUUAUGUGGUUGAAGAGUGUUCUCUUGAAUGGUGAAUAGGUUUCCUCCAUCAUUUAAUCAUGUUUGCAAGGGUCUACAUGUUUAAGAUAAAAAGUUUGGGUUUACUUCCGAAAACCCCUAUGAAUUUUCUCCUUAAUGUUCAAAUUUCCCCUGCGGCAUCUGUUCAUUGUCAUACAAAUGUCUCACACUUAAACAUGGAUUGUGGUACAUUUUUUUUAACGCCAUCCCAAGUCCAUGCCAUUUGUCUUCGGUUGGUGGAUCUGUCUCAAUUCACGAAUGUCACAUCUGUCGACAAGGACUUGAAAGCAUCUGUUCAAAAGCCAUGCCAAAUCCAUACAGUUGGUUUCAAUCAGCCGGUGAAAGUCCUUCUUAACCAUCAGGAUAUAAUGAAAACACUCCUGCAAAAAAAAUUUGCAGGAGAGCAAGAAAAGUUUUUACUUUCUUUUGCUAUUUAUUUGAAUAAAACAGCUGAUUUUCAAAAAAAUCUGUUCUGUUGAUGCUGCAAAUUACAGCUGGGAUAAAACAUCCAGCAGAAAUUUGCAGCUUUCAAUUAACAAACUCUUAAAGUUUUGCUUGUCCUCACGCACUUGGCCGCACUCUUCUGCGGGCAAAUAAAGUGCGCGAAUAGCUUCCAGUAAAUUUUUUUCAAAUUUGCACCAAUUUUCGUAUUCUCCCAGUC